AUGACUACGUCCACCGAACAACCCGAGGCCAGAGGAACCCGCACCACACCACGGAACGCGACAACUACGCACACGACGGAACACUGUCGCUCGAACGAGAGUACACGGCGAACUGACGGGCAGCUCACGGAGCUGAAGCACAAGUUCCAGCAGCGUAAGAACGGCCAGAACUUCGCCGCGCACGGGACUGUGUCGAAUGAGUUGCAACCUCGCAACUUCGAUGUUGUGGCACUGCAGGAGGUGUGCUUGGAGGAGGAGCAGGUGCUCGACUGGCCAGGUCGGCAGACCAAUUCCCGGUUUUAUCUGAGCGGCGGCAAGGACAAGAAGCUGGGUACCGGCUUUAUCGUGCGGGGCAAGAUGCAGGAUCGCGUGUUCGGCUUCACGGCGAUCAGCGAGCGGAUGUGUAAGUUGAGGAUAAGAGGCCGUUUCUUCAACUACAGCAUCAUCAACGUGCACUGCCCCCACGAAGAAAAGACCGAUGAUGAGAAGGAAGCAUUCUACGCGACGCUGGAGGAGGUGUACGACGGCUGUCCGCGGCAGGAUGUAAAGAUCAUCAUUGGGGACAUGAACGCUCGGUUCGGAAGGGAGGAAAUGUUUCGACCGACAAUAGGCCCAGAAAGUCUACAUGCGGUCACGAACGACAACGGCCAACGCUGCAUCGACUUCGCAGCCUCCCGUGGAAUGGUGGUCAGGAGCACCUACUUUCCUCGCAAGGACAUCCACAAAGCCACCUGGACAUCACCUGACCAACGGACGAAAACGCAAAUCGACCACCUGUCGACGGUGUACAACCAACGCCGAAGCCGGCGGGCCCCUCCGUUCAACACCGCGUGUCUCCAGAACGGGGAAGUGGCCCACAGUUACGCGCAGCAGCUGGAAGCGAAUCUGCCAGGUGAGGAGGAACUUGGCGCAGCCUCGCUCGAAGAUGGUUGGAGCCGUAUUCGCUCAGCCAUCGGCAGUGCAGCGGAAGCCACACUGGGCUUCGUGCCGCGAGCCGACGUGUGCAGGGACAGUGGUGGAAACCUGAUCGUAAACAAGAGCGAGGUGUUGGACAGGUGGAAGCAGUACUUCAACGAGCACCUCAACGGCGAUGAAGCGAACGGAGACGGCGAUGGAGUCAACCUUGGAGCGCCCGCAGCUGAUGAACAUGGCAACACGCUUUUCCGCGAAGAGGGCGCGCAACGCGGAAAACUACUUCCGCAGUCGCGGUUUUGCGCCGGGGCCCAUCAACCCUCACCCGUCAAGGGCGGGCUGGGGGGGCUGGCGUAUUUUUCCGGUGGGAGGAAAAAGUUAUGA
Molecule: messenger RNA, 1296 nt
Organism: Culex pipiens pallens (northern house mosquito)
Lineage: Eukaryota; Metazoa; Arthropoda; Insecta; Diptera; Culicidae
Exons: 6
Coding region: 1-1296 (431 amino acids)
Molecular function (GO): catalytic activity
Source: RefSeq, a predicted model, not a curated record